Ylistrum balloti is the source of this 8497-nucleotide messenger RNA. RefSeq names its product importin subunit alpha-4-like. Gene Ontology annotation, biological process: NLS-bearing protein import into nucleus. Gene Ontology annotation, molecular function: nuclear import signal receptor activity; protein binding. The transcript has 14 exons. Lineage: Eukaryota; Metazoa; Mollusca; Bivalvia; Pectinida; Pectinidae. The record is from RefSeq and is a predicted model, not a curated record. The coding region runs from base 59 to 1606 and encodes 515 amino acids. Gene Ontology annotation, cellular component: cytoplasm; nucleus; nucleoplasm.
GAAAUAGCAGUUUAUCCGGAGUCGAAAAUACGAAAAACUAUAAGUACCCCUUUGCACAAUGACGACAGAAGUUGGUGUUAAAGGAAGAACACACCUAUUUAAAAAUAAAGGCAAAGAUGCAGAGGAAAUGCGAAGACGAAGAACUGAAGUUACUGUUGAACUAAGAAAGAAUAAGCGAGACCAUUAUGUUCUUAAGAGAAGAAAUGUUCCUGCCCAAGACAGUACCGACUCAGAGGAUACAGAAAAACCUACACAUGAUUCCCUACAGGCUAUAGUGGCAAAUGCUUCCAGUCCAGAACCCACAGUCCAAUUAACAGCAGUGCAAGCAGCCAGAAAACUUUUAUCCAGUGACCGGAAUCCACCAAUUGAUGACUUGAUUUCUUCAGGAAUCCUACCAACACUUGUUGAUUGUUUAGUGAAAGAUGACAACCCUUCUCUACAAUUUGAAGCUGCAUGGGCACUAACCAAUAUAGCGUCAGGAAGUUCAGAACAGACUCAAGCUGUUGUUAACGCAGGUGCUGUGCCCUACUUCUUAAGGCUCCUGGAAUCAUUACACCAAAAUGUCUGUGAGCAGGCUGUGUGGGCUCUUGGCAACAUCAUAGGUGAUGGUCCAAGGUGUCGAGAUUAUGUGAUACAGCUGGGUGCUGUCAAGCCACUUCUGUCCUUUAUCAACCCAACUAUCCCACUUCCCUUUCUCCGAAAUGUGGCUUGGGUCAUUGUCAACUUGUGUCGUAAUAAGGAGCCACCUCCACCUCUGGAUACAAUUCAGGAAAUCCUACCAGCUCUCACGCAACUCAUACACCACACAGAUAUCAAUAUCCUUGUAGACACAGUGUGGGCCUUGUCAUACCUAACAGACGGUGGUAAUGAACAGAUUCAGAUGGUGAUUGACUCUCAAGUAGUACCCUUCCUAGUGCCCCUUCUGAGUCAUCCUGAUGUCAAGGUCCAGACUGCUGCACUGAGAGCUGUUGGAAACAUUGUGACAGGUACAGAUGAUGAGACGCAGGUCGUUCUAAACUGUGACGCUCUCUCACACUUCCCAGCUCUUCUUACACAUCCCAAAGAAAAGAUCAAUAAGGAGUCAGUUUGGUUUUUAUCCAACAUAACUGCAGGCAAUCAGCAACAGGUCCAGGCAGUGAUAGAUGCUGGACUCAUCCCACUUAUCAUACACCAUUUAGUCAGGGGAGACUUUCAAACUAAAAAAGAAGCUGCAUGGGCGAUAAGUAACCUUACCAUCAGUGGCCGCAAAGAGCAGGUGUCUUAUGUGGUAGAGCAGGGAGUUAUUCCCCCUUUCUGUGACCUCCUCAGUGUGAAAGACACACAGGUUGUACAGGUGGUGCUGGAUGGAAUCAACAACAUCCUUAAAAUGGCUGCCGAUGAGGUUGACUCUAUUUGUCAGGUCAUCGAGGAGUGUGGAGGUUUAGACAAGAUAGAAAGCCUACAGAACCAUGAAAAUUCUGAUAUCUACAGACUAGCCUACGAAAUUAUUGAUAACUACUUCUCUGAUGACACGGAAGAAGAUCCUUCUGUACUUCCCGAAUCCACAACCCAAGGUUUCCAGUUUGACCCAAAUUCAACAGUUCCUUCUGAUGGAUUCAAGUUUUGACAACAGGAUGGAGACCACGAUGUUGACUUUCUCUCGUGGUACAGUCUAGGCGCUUGUUAGUAAAACCCUGUGAUUGGAGAUUGACAGGCUAGGCAAGAUUAGAUAGCCAUAUGUCUACUCUGAGGAAAAAAACCUUCCCUUCAUCUCAUAGCUCCGCCCCUUGGGUAAUGACAGGAGACGGCACAGGAUAACAUCUACUGAAACACGGACUGACUUUAACCACAAGGAUAUCCGGUAUGACUCUUCCAGGAUAUACUCUACGGACAUUUCCUGAAAGUAAAAUAAGGGCAGUUCCAGGAAAGUUUCUGGUCUGUUCUAACAGUUCACAAACUUUCAAGAAAAUUGACUACGACUCUUCCAGGAUACCCUCUAUGGACAGUUCCAGGAAAGAUUUUGGUUUAACGGUUCACAAACUUCCAAGAAUGUCUUCUUUGGGAUGGACAAUGAACACAUUUACAGACAAUAUCAAGAUUUCUCUGGGGAAAAAUUCUGUAGAAUGCCUCUUGGAAAAUUCCUUGAAAAAGUGAACAAAUACAUAUGGUUUCACUGGACAUGGUGUUAAGUCCAUGGAAGUCCAGCCUCCAUAUGUUAAUAACUAGAUGUGUGAAUACCGACAAACUGUGAAUCAGGGGGUUAGAUUGACUGGAGAAAUUGAACUCUGACCUGACCUUCCCUGAAUAACGUCAUGAUUGAAUGACUUUGACACAAAACUGUACAUACAGUUAUUGACCCCAAAUUGACCUGUCGACACCAGUGAACUUUGACCUUUGGACGAAGCAAAGUGGUGUAUAAAUAACAAUAUAUAUCUCAAUCAACAUUUAACCCUGUUGAACAGUGAUAUUAACAGCCAUAUUGGCUUUACUGGAUUUGUGCAUUUCGUAUGAUUUUUUUUUUUUAAUUAGAUUUUUCUUUCUUACUCUCUUCAUAAGAAAUACAGCAUUGUUGGUACUUCAAGAGCUGUUGGUUGGGAAAUAUGAACACACGUCCGUUUUAUCGUUAUUUUUAAGUAAUAUUCAUAGCUACAUAUUUCUUUUACUGAAUUAGCUGGCAUGGUUAUGUAUUAUAUUUGCAUUUAGCAGUUAACUUUGAUGUACAAAAACUUCAUGUGUAGUAAAAUCUACCUUAAACUUUUUGUUUUUUGCUGUGAUCAAAUAUGAUUGAUUUUGAAAUGCAGUGUACAUCAUAGUUUUGACUAUUUAAUAGAUUUUUGCCAGACUAAUAGUAUAAUAUAUAAAGUAUCAUAACUACUUGUAAUCAUUACUGAUAAGCAUGUAUGUAAAUGGGAGAAACUGUUUGCAUCAAAAACAAAAAAACCUCAGGGCUUAGCGCUAAAAUAUAAUCUGGACAGAGUUCUGCAUGUAUUGCUGAUGUUUAUCCAAAAGUACUAAAACCUUUCCUGUUUUAAAGCCAGGAGUUUUAAAAGUCUAUUCCAGUAUUUCAUAGCUAAGUAAAGAAUAAGACCCUAUAUGUCUUCAUUGUUACAAACUGAUGCCAGUAUAUCAUACUAAACAAGAAAUCCAUCAAACAAUUCUCAAAAAUUUCUGUCCAAAAAUUGAAUGAAAUGGUCGGUUGUGAUGGUCUGUGCAAGACAUUAAACACGUUUAGUUUUGGUGUGGUACCUCUAUAGAGAGAUGAGAACUCUCCCUGUUUGUAAUGUAUUUUAAAGUACUGUACAUUCCAAAACUUAAUUCUGGUAUUUACAUUGUUUAGGUUACAUUGCUGUCAAUGAGUUUAGUAAAAAAAAAUUAUUAUGAUCAUUUAAUUAUAGAGGUACCAUGUAAUUCAUUUGUAAUUGAACAAAAAAAGUUGUGUAGUGAAGAAUUUUCACAGCUUAUCAAAGCAUUCAGCUUCCACUCUUUAGUAGUGAACCAUUCUUACUGCAUCAGGAUUUCUGUAUUCUGUAGUGAGUGUCAUUGAUGAUGAUUUUUAUAGAAUUCGACCCCAGUUGAAGAAAAGAAAAUCGAGUAAGAGUGCUGUGUAGUUGUCAGUAUGGGAUGUAGAUUUACAGUUACUGUAAAAUCAUAUAUUUAUGUGGGACUCAAAUGUUACGAAAAUGUGUGUUUUCAUUGGGACUGGAUUUUAUUUUUUUUUUUAAUCUUGCUCAUGAAAUCCACUAGUAAUAUUAUCCACAUUAACUUUUUUUCUGUUGAUCAUUAUGUGGACAUGAGAAUUUAUGAAUUUCGAGUAGCUACGGAAUGAACAGGAGAUAAAACCUCAACAAAUGAUGAUUUUACAGUAUACUUCAUGAGAGGGAGAGAGAACGUCUUGUUUUAUAAGUGGAUUGCAUGCAGAUUGAAAUAUUGAGAAAUAAAAAGAUUGCUAGAUAUUGGGGGGAAAACUCCAACAAAACAGUUUUGUUGAUUAGUGAUGGAGUAUAACUUGUAAGAAUAUUAUAAUACCUUUUGCUGGAAGAAAGAAUAAAUUUCUUGGGGAAUAUCCUGACAGUUUUUCUAAAGAAAGCAUAUAUUUUUCGGAAUGUGAAAGAGGUAUAAGAAUGAGGAUGUAUUCAGAGACAGAAAGUUUAUAUGUUUCAUGCUAUUGAAUGAUGAUUCUGUUACUUGAGAAAACAACAGUGUGUAAACCUGUAUGAAAAUUGAUAGCAGAUCUCUCAACUGGGAAGAAGUGUUGCUUUUAAUGCUGAUUACAAAUACCUGAUUAAUAUAUUUCCAGGGAAACGUAUUUAACUCGGCAUAAUACAUAGAGAAGUGGAUGUAUUCUAGUUCAAAGAGAUGUGUGUAUAAUUGUUUCACAUCAACAUCACAAAGAUGUGCUAGUUAUAAAUAAAGAAGUUGAUAUAAAACCACUAUGAUGUCUAACUACCAGUGGUUUGAAUGCUUGUUUUAAACUACUACAGUAGUAGUUAUUGACAUUUUUUACUACGGUAACAUAUUGUUUAUUGUGUAUUUGUGAUAUAUUUCAAACAACAGUGCCAAGAUCAGAAACAAUUUUUUUUAAUACUUAUUGGUGAAAUUCUUCAGUUUCACUUAAUAAGUGACAUGAUAUUCAAUUUUUGUGAAUGAACAUGUUUCCCAGGAAAAGUAAGUAAAGUUUACAUUCCUUUGUAAUUAUUGAUUGUCUCCCUUGUCGGAGGAGGACAGUUAUUUCCCAGGUGAAGAUACCUUGAUCUUUUUACCUGAGAGAUGGAACCAUUUCUGUAUGGUCAUCAUCUCUAUUUUAUAAAUGGUUAGAUAAGUUGUCCAAUAUUGUGUUUGUGUUACCCUUCUAUACAAAUUUAUGCUGUGACUAAGAAUUCACAGUCUGUGAAGUAUUACUGUAUAGAUGAGACACUCUUCACUGUCCUCAAAGGACAGGUGUUUCUCAUCUGACAAUUUUUUAGUUUUGUGCAAAUUGAUUGCAUUCAUAAAUGUACCAUGCACAGGUGAUUAAACCUGAUAUGGGUACAUGUGUUCACUAUAGGCAGAUUAUCUGCUGACAAAUAGUGGCUCUGUGUAAGACAGUUCAUCAUAUGAUAAUUGAAGAUACACAUGUAUACGGCCAGGUGGCCUGAUGUACAGGUGCCCUCAAAUUGAUCUGUUUUGGUCACAUGACCUCUAAGAGGUCCUUGAUACUAUUGAUUAUGCAACUGAUCUGUCACAGGAUUCAGUAUCGUGGAGGAUUAGCCUCGCAUAGAUGUGUCAGUAUUUACAAUAUUUUGUCCUGAUCACCACUUCAUUGUGGUUCUCCAAUGCAAAUGUUCUUUGAACAUGUGUCACUUUGCACAGGUGUUUAAAGAGGGGAAUAUGAUGGUAGUUGUCUGUGAUCAGAGACGCAGCCAUGAAUGUGUGCAAUAUGUGUAGCUUUGUAUGUGUGCGUAUGAUUUUAUACCUGGUGUGAGAUGAGGUAGCUUGUUCGUGUGAUUAAUGUGUCUAAAUGAGAGGACCAAGUGUGUGUAUGGGAAUGUUAGGACCAUGCUAUUGGUAUUUCAGAAAUGUGUCAUUACAAUAAUGCUAUAACUUGAUCCAUGUGUGCUAUAGCACUGGAUGUAUGGACUUUCAAAUGUUGAUAUUCAAUGCUGAUAUAUAAAUAACUUCCAAUUAAAGCAACUAGUUCAGUGCUCAAAUGACAAUUAAUGUAAGGAUGCUAUGUGAGGUACAGAAUCUUUCCUAUGUGUAGCUGAAAGUUCAGUUUUUGUGAUAUUUGAAAAUCUUAUUUGUUGCACAGAUUAUCAAUUUGCUCUAUUUUUAAACUUCCACGGAUUUUGCAAAAUAGAGGGAAUAUAUAUUUGAAUGUAAAUGAUUUCUGCUUUUUAAGUAAAACAGUGACGUCUCUGGUGAUUAUUCUCUCUAUAUUAGGAUAUAUUCAACGUGUCAGCUUAUAUCCUCUAGUCUUUUUAUUACAAGUUUAGAUUUUACUGUAUACCCUAUCAAUCUUGUCGCUCAAGUUUUAUUCUUAGAGUUUAAGAGUAGCUUGUUUUGAGCCCUUUUUAUUGAUGUCUGUACAACACUAUAGUAAGCACAUGAUUUCAGUCAUGUCUGUGUUUGACAGGGAUGUAUUUUACUGUAUUAAAGGCCUGACAUUAUGACCUAAGAAGUGCUUGACAAGACCUUUAACGGACCUAUGACAUUGAUUUAUACAUAGACCAAAUUCAUACCAGAUAAUAUGGGUAACCCCUGUCUGUUGAAAACUGAUGAGAAUCUGCUGGAUUGUACGCCUACAGAAACCACUGGGUUAGUCCUUUAUAUGUAAUACUGUCAAGAUUUAGUCUGUUAGUCUCUCCUAAAAAUCACUCAAACAAUAAUUUCAACAGCAAAUUUUCAACAGUCACACAGAGCAAACUCCAGAAUUGAACAUAUCUACACUCCAGAAUAAUGGUUUGUGUUCAACUGUUCAGAUUCACAGUUCAUUUUUGAUUCAAGAGUUUGUUUUGAAGCUUUAAAUAAAAGAAAGUAUGAAUAUGGCCGAGAUUAUAAUAGCUUGAGGAGAAAUGUCAUGGAUAUAUAUAUCAUUAUUUUGUUUCUUCCUUUCUACUUUGAAGACUGACAUUCACUUUUUUGGUUGAAACCGUUUGAGAAGUCUCCAGUAUGUUAUUAUAUGGUGAUAUCCAAUAUAUUCCAGAUGGUAUUUUGUCUUUUCCUUAAUACACCAAUGAUUCUGAGAAAUCAUUACCAAAAGAAGGUUUUGAAUUUUACCAGGGUAGUAUUGUCUUUUUCAUGAUGAUGAUUACAUUUUGUUAUAAAGUGGAAUUUUUACUAUGCUGUUCCUAUGUACUUGUUAUAAGUUAUCAACACAAGCAUGGAGUUCUGUUAUUUAUCAUACUAUUAUCAGUUUGUUCAUUAUCCCGUCAAUGUCAUAUAGAAGAUAUACGUUUAUAUAGAGAACAAAAUAAGUCGUUGUGAAAAAAAAAUCACAACAAGCACAACUCCAACACAAAGCUGAUAGUCUUGACAGUCAAUUUUUGUGAUUAGCCUUAUGUUGGAGUUGUUGAAUUUGACAUAUAUGUAUAUAUAUUUGGCAAAAUUUCUGAUCAGAUUGUUUUCUACUAACAUGUCAACUUCUCUGUUCACAUAUCUAUGUGGACUGUGUCAGUUAAAGCUGGAUUGUUAAUUAAACAGUAGGGUUAGCUAGCAAUAGAACUGCACUGCGGAGUGUUUUGCUAAAAGCUCAUGAGUCAAAUAUUUACCAGAAACAUUCACCAGUUCCAUAUAAUUGGACCCCAAAAGACUGCUUUAUUUUUGUAUGAUAGAAACGCUAAUAUAUAUGCCUUGAGACAUUCUGUGGUAUAAUACAUCCUGAUGUGGAUGUUGUGAAAUCUUCUGUAUAUACAUGUACCACUGCCUCAGGUUCUCUGUGUACUGUGGAACUGAGGUAAUUAGGAUAAGGGUGAGCAGCACACGCUCACUAAACGUUUAUUUUGCCCUUGCUACCACUAAUAAUUUCUAAUAUCCAACUGAUUUUUUUCCUGCUAUUUAAGUUAACCUGUUUUUUUCUGUAUUGUCAUUUACAUGGUGGUUUUAAAUGGGCUUAAAGUGGGUAAAUUAUAAAUCCUACGUUAGUUACACUAUAUCAACAUGACAAGGGAGGGACUGGCAGUGAUCGCCAAUGUUGAUGUAGUUACUCUGUGUAUCAUUGUUAGUCAUCACUUAUUUAUUUAAUACUUUAACAAUCCCCAGGUAUCACAAUGUCAUGGAUACACGGUGGUCAUUGUUAAUCUCUCCCCUGGAAUACAACGUACGGAGAGUCCAGUCCAAUAUAGUCUCGCCAUAUUGUUAUGAGGAUGUUGGAUUUGGUUUGGUCUGGUUGCCUCCCUUGGUAUCCUGACAUAACUAGACGCUUUUCUUGUACCAUAGCUUUUAUUUCUGUAUGGAUAAUUUGUAUAUAUUGUACCAUAAAUUGUAGUAAUAUAAAUAUAUGAUUUGGGCCAUUUUAACAAGUAUUUUCCAAAACCGAAGAAAUCAAUCAAGCCAAUCGAACUAGGGUAUUCUAUGAUGAAAAUCGGCUCAGAUUAAGUGGCAGUAUUGUGUUAUAUGCUAAUUUAGACAUAUGUUUUUACGAUAAUUACAACAUUAAUGAUUGUCCUUAAAUUGCUAUCACUGCCGGAAGACGUAGUUUAAUCUACAUAAUGUAUGAUGUUAAAGUGGUCCAGGACAAUUAUAACUACACAGUGUGUCUUUGUAAUUAAGAAAUGUCAGCAGUACCAUUCUAGUAGAAACAAAAGUAAAACGUGAACGUUAUAAUUCAUUAUCAUUGAUAUUUUAUGCAAUCUCAAUAUUUUUUAUUUCUAAACUUGUCUAAAUUGAGUCUGUUCGAUAAGUUGAAUAGAUUCUGUUCUGAGUUUGCUUAACUUUGAUGGAAUGCUACUAUGAUGAAAUACGUGAUACUGGUGACAUCGAUAUGAUCAAUAAACUCGAGUGAUUGAGACCUUUCCGGGGCUCCUGUCACUGUUCAACUCAA